GUGUGGAGGUAUUGGUAUUGGUUUAUUAUUGUCACUUGUACCGAGGUACAGUGAAAAACUUGUCUUGCAUACCGAUCGUACAGAUCAAUUUAUUACACAGUGCAGUUACAUUGGGUUAGCACAGAGUGCAUUGCGGAAUAGAACUAAUGGAAUUGCUCUUUUGGGAACUGGCAUUAAUCUGAUGGGUCAAAUUGCCUCCUUUUGUAUUAGAGUCAAAGAAUUAUACAGUAUAGAAACAGGCCCUUCGGCCCAACUUGUCCAUGCCGACCAAGUUGCCGACCUGAGCUAGUCCCACUUGCCUGUGUUUGGCCCAUAUCCUCUAAACCUUUCCUAUCAAUGUACCUGUCCAAAUUACUUUAAAAUUUUGUAAUUGUACCCACCUCGACCACUUCCUCUGGCAGCUCAUUCCAUAUGCUAAUCACCCUCUGUGUGGAAAAAGUUGUCCUCAGAUCCUCUUUAAAUCUUUCCUCUCUCACCUUAAACUUAUGCUUUCUGGUGUUAGACUCCUCUAUCCCGGGAAAAAGGCUAUGAGCAUUCACCGUAUCUGUGCUCCUCAUGAUUUUAUAAACCUCUAUAAGGUCACCCCCCCAGCCUAUCCAGUCUCUCCUUAUAACUCAAGCCUUCUAGUCCCAGUAACAGCCUUGUGAAUCUUUUCUGCACCAUUUCCAGCUUAUGACAUCCUUCCUCUAGCUAGGUGACCAGACUGCACACAAUACUCCAAGUGCGGUCUCACUAACAUCUUGUAUAGCUGUAACCCAAGGGCCCAAGUAAGUAUUGGACAUCUUCAAGAGGUGGUGCCUCAAGAGGGCGGCAUCCAUCACUGAGGACCCUCGCCAUCCGGGACAUGCCCUCUUUCUUUGCAUUACUACCAUUGGGGAUGUGGUACAGGAGCCUGAAGACCCACACUCAAUGUUUUAGGAACAGCUUCUUCCCCUCUGCCAUCAGAUUUCUGAACAGUGCAUAAACCUAUGAACACGACCUCAUUAUUCCUCUUCCACUAUUUAUUUAUUUAUGUAACUUAUAGUAAUUUUUAUGUCUCACACUAUACUGCUGCUGCAAAACAACAAAUUUCAUGACAUAUGUCAGUGAUAAUAAACCUGAUCCUGAUUCUGUAAAUACAAGGGAUGCAUUUGUUUCUAAUUUUCCUUCGGCUCCCGAAGUGUUAAACUACAUAUAAUGGGAGUAUGGAUUAGACUCAGAAGUACAGAAACAAGAUCUUCUGCCCAGAAAUCCACGCUGACCACCAGACACCCAUCUAAACUCACAUUUUAUUCUCCUCACAUUCGAUCGACUCCACCCAGAAUCUCAAAUUAAAAAAAGUCAAAAUGUUGAAAACACUCAAGCCAGGCAGCAUCUGUGGAGCAAGAAAUGCAGUUAACUUUGAAGUUUAAGUCACCUAAGAGGUUAACUCUGCUUCUGUCUCUGCAGGUGCUGUGCAAUCUGCUGAGUUUUCCAAUGUUUUCUUCUUUAAAUUUCAGACCCUGAAUAAAAGAUAGUUAAUAAUAACUUUAACAAAAUCAAGAAGAAACUUGUUUACUCAGAGAAUGGUUGAUUCCUUUUAAGUUAUUGGUAACUAUCUUUUAUCCAUGGUCUGAAAUUAAAUAAAAAGUUGGAAAUACUCAGCAGGUCAGGAAGCAUCUGUGGAGCAAGAAAUGCAUUUAACUUUGAAGUGUAGGUCACCGGAAAAGUUAACUUCGUUUCUCUCUCAACAGAUAUUACUUGUCCUGAUGGGUAUUUCCAACAGUUUGUUUUGUUUUUAAUUCAGAUUCCCAGCAUUUUUAUGAUUCUGUGUUCACAUGGUCCACACUUCUCAAUUUUCCCGCGGGCGGAAACAUUCUCUUCAUCUGCGUCGUCCACUCUAGAUCAUUAUUUUAUCAAGGUCUCCUUUUUUUUAACUAAGAAAAUUCUCUUUGUAGAAUGACUGAAAUAGAAUAAACACCGAAGUGUUGAUAUUUGUGCUUGAAAUGGGAAAGAAUUGGUCGUUUGAAAUUGAGCAAAUCGUCGUUGUCGUGGCUAUCCCUCGAGGUCAAGGACGAUGGUCUUCGUUCCGUUGAUUUACUUAUGGGCCCUCAAGUGGCCUAUGAGUCCAGUCUCGGCUCUGAAAGUUCUUCCGCAUUCAGGACAGGUGGUUCCAUAUGGCAGAUCGGGCUUUGGUUGCUGCUGCCUCUCUUUCCAUUUUCUUCUCUUUUCUUCUAAUUCUGCACAUCUGUUGCCUUUGAAAUUUGCUGUUCCUUCUCAGAUGAUGGUUUGCCAGAGUUUCCUGUCCUUGGCAUUGGUUUCCCACUUGUUGAUGUCGAUGCUACAUUUCUUCAUGUUGGCUUUUAAGACGUCUUUGAAUCUCUUCUGUUGUCCGCCUCUUUUAUGUUUGCCUACUUUAAGCUGGGAGCAGAAGAUUUGUUUCCACAGACGUUGGUCUUUCAUCUGAACAACAUGACCACUUCAUCUUAGUUGGUUCUUGAUAACGUUGGCUUCAACGCUUGUCGUUUUUGCUUCAUUUAGCACGCUGACGUUGGGUCUUCUAGCUAAAACUACAACUUCCAGAGGCCCUUGCGUCAGGGAGUCCCGCCCCUCUCGUCUAUAAUUGGCCAACUGGUCGGGCCACGUGACAGGAAGCGUCCCCAAACGUGAUUAAAUAUUAAUUAAAAAUCAUUUCAAUCGCCGACUUUAUCAGGGAAGCGAGUUCGGGAUCGAUCGCUAUGCCGUUUCCGAUCGGGCGACAGCUGGCUUUCCUUCUGGCCCGGAGGAGGAGCUGGGAGCGGCGCGGGCCGCGGUCGGUGAGCGCGAGCCAGCAGCGGGCGGCCGGUUCAAACGCCUCGCGCGGCCAACGGCCGCCCGCGUGCCCGCUGUUGUCCGCCGGUCGCCCGGGCUCGCGCCUGCGCCUGCGCCACUCGCCGGCGAGCGCCGUCACCUGCGCCUCUCUCUCCACCUCCUCCGCCAGCAGCAUGGCUUCCAAGGAGUUUAACCCAACUUUCCCCACCACCGACUGGAGUGUGGCCAAAAAGCACUUAAAGGAACUUGAUCAUACAGAGAGAAGAAGUUACUACAAAGCAGAAAGAUUUGUCAUCCUUGAUGAAAUUCAAACAUGGAAGGACUUUUCUACGGAAGAAAAGUUGAAACAGCCAGUAACACACUACAAGAAGAAUGAUGUUCUGAAUGAAAAGGUUUCACUCUUGCAGGAGGAUAUCACAAAGCUGGAAAUUGAUGCAAUUGUUAAUGCAGCAAAUUCUUCGCUGAUGGGAGGAGGUGGAGUGGACGGCUGUAUUCACAUGGCAGCAGGGCCCCUAUUGAGCAAGGAAUGCAGUACGCUCGGCGGGUGCAGUCCAGGAGAUGCUAAAAUUACCAGUGGCUACUGCCUGCCUGCCAAGUAUGUCAUUCACACAGUGGGACCCAUCGUGCAGGGGAAGGAAAGACUUCCGGAGAAGGUGCUGCAAAGUUGCUAUGUCACAAGCCUGAAACUUGCCAGUGACAAUAACCUGCGAACCAUCGCUUUCCCCUGUGUGUCAACUGGAAUUUAUGGUUAUCCCAACGGACAAGCUGCAGAAACUGUCUUAAAGACUGUCAGACAAUAUCUGGAGGAACACAGAAACUCAUUUGAUCGCAUCAUAUUCUGUGUCUUCUUGAAAAUUGACUAUAUGCUGUACAAAGAAAAGAUGCCAUUUUACUUCCCAUUUGAUGCUGUUUCUCCUGGGUCUCCAAAGGAAAAAUCCAAGUCUGCUGAUAAAGAUGAAAAGCAAACCGAGAAUACACUGAAACUCGGGAACGGCCAAGGUGCCAAGUGACAGAGCUGGCUUUAAGAACAGCGUCAGUGAAGGAUGAAGCCCUCAUUAUAAGAAGAAAACUGGAACUGAGGACACAGCACGAGAUAUAUUCCUCAUGGCUUCCAUUUUAAUUCCUCUCUACCGAUUUCUGAUUUACAAGCGGAAGAUUUAUGCUGCAUGAAAAUUAUAUCAGCUAUAAAUUCUGGGUUAUGAAGCACACUCACUAUUGAAAUCAUACACUGAUAGCAGGAAAUGUCUAAAGGGGUGAUUACAAUGUUUUUAAAUUCUCUAUGUUACUCCUUGAUGUCUUUCCAUAUUCUGAAUCUGGCUUUUCUGUCCAUUUACAUUUCUCCAACCCCACCCAUCUUGGCAAAGAUUAUAGUUAAUGUGACUCCCACUAUCAGCAGUUUUCUUAAAAAUCACAAGCUACUUAUCCGUUGUUUCCUCUGUAGCUCUUUCCCAAUUAUAAAUUCCCUCCCACUGACCCAUUAUUCUCCAUGUAACUACACAGGCUGACGGGUAGUGCUGCUGCCUCACAGCUCCAGUGACUUGGGUUCAAUCCUGACUUCUGAUGUUGAAUGUGUGGAGUUCGCACAUUCUUCCUGUGACCGCCAGGGUUUCCUCCCACAUCCAAGAACAUGCAGAUUGGUUAAUUGGUCCCUGUAAAUUACCCCUGGUGCACAUGGGAGGGAGAGUGGGAGAAUUAGUGUGGAGUUGAUGGAAUGUUAAAGGAAAUAUGUUACUGGGAAGUACGUGGGGGGAAUGGGAUUGGUGGGAUUGAUCUCAGAGCCAGCAUAGACUCAUUGGCCUCUUCCUGUGAGGUAAGAGAAUAUAGAUGUGAACAUUUACUGUGUCCAUCAUCCUCUGUGUAAUGGCCCGUUCUGUUACAUAAUUUGGGGAAGGACAGUCCCCAUCAAUGCUGGCUGGUAGUUAAACGGUAAAGAUCACCAUCACAAUGGACAGAGAGAUGGAGGCUGGCUGCUGUUUGAGAUCUAACCUUCAUGACACUUACUCACUGACAAAUUGAGAGAAUCCCCCAAACCCGUUUCAUUGCCUCCCCUCCCUUGAUAACAGACAAUGCUGGAAAUACCCAACAGGCCAGGUGGCAUGUGUGGUGAGAGAGAACAGAGUUAGUGUUUCAGAUUCUGUUGAAAGGUCAUUGAUCUGAAAUGUUAAUCCUUUUCUUUCUCUUUGGAUAUCUCCAGCAUUUUCUGUUUUUAUUUCAGAUCUCCAGCAUCUGCAGUUUUCUCUUUUACUUUUCAACGAAUGCUCAGACCUUUGUCCCAAUUAAAGACAAAUCUGUUUGAUAUCCUUCUUCUUGGUCUGAACGCAGCUUUUGUGCUUUGAUUGUUAUUUGAUUUUGAUGUCAUUGUAGCUGAUGGUUUGAUUCUGCAUUGAUAAAG
Molecule: messenger RNA, 5161 nt
Organism: Pristis pectinata (smalltooth sawfish)
Lineage: Eukaryota; Metazoa; Chordata; Chondrichthyes; Rhinopristiformes; Pristidae
Product: ADP-ribose glycohydrolase MACROD1-like
Exons: 11
Coding region: 2697-3779 (360 amino acids)
Biological process (GO): DNA damage response; purine nucleoside metabolic process; peptidyl-glutamate ADP-deribosylation
Cellular component (GO): nucleoplasm
Molecular function (GO): ADP-ribosylglutamate-[protein] hydrolase activity
Source: RefSeq, a predicted model, not a curated record